Molecule: messenger RNA, 550 nt
Organism: Aethina tumida (small hive beetle)
Lineage: Eukaryota; Metazoa; Arthropoda; Insecta; Coleoptera; Nitidulidae
Exons: 3
Coding region: 90-500 (136 amino acids)
Source: RefSeq, a predicted model, not a curated record
UGUAACAGCUGAUAUUUAUUUACAUCUGUCCGCCUUUCCGAUUGUGCCUUCAAAUAUAAAAUAACAUAUUACUUAAACAACUUUGCAAAAUGGACCAUAAAAGUUGCUCAAAAGAUUUUGCAAACUUGUGUGAAGUUGAUUUACAGAGUAAGCUUCAACCCAUCACAACCUCAAUUGAUGACAUGUUAGCUAGAUUAGAAGAAGUCCAAACAAUAGUCUCUUUUGCAAAGCAAGAGGCCACAGGAGUUUCCAUCAGUGUAAUAACUGAUCUAAAACAUGAUGUAGAUGAUUUAUGCAACAGGAUUGAUGUUAUUGAAAAUUUAAUUGUGCAUAUUACAAAUAACAUUGAUAUGUUGGAGUCUACUGUUAACAAACAUGAGAAUGAACUGAAUCAACCCAAUAAUAAAGUUACAAGUAUCUUUACUCCUCUGUUUAAAAGGACUGAGAAGAAGGCAGUUAAUAAUUGCAAGCUCUUUGAAACAAGUGAAUACUUUAAGUAGUUGCAUAUGAUCUACAAUAAUAUAUUGUAAAUAAAAUUUUGUUUAUACAA